Molecule: messenger RNA, 912 nt
Organism: Brachypodium distachyon (stiff brome)
Lineage: Eukaryota; Viridiplantae; Streptophyta; Magnoliopsida; Poales; Poaceae
Product: glycine-rich protein 2
Exons: 1
Coding region: 94-672 (192 amino acids)
Molecular function (GO): zinc ion binding; nucleic acid binding
Source: RefSeq, a predicted model, not a curated record
AGGUCCCCAGACCCCCCUCUCUCGCCUCCUCUCCACACCGAUCUAGGGUUUCUAGGGUUUUGGUUCUCCUCGUACGGCGGCGGGUCAAGCAAGAUGGCGGAGAGGGUCAAGGGGACCGUGAAGUGGUUCAACGUCGAGAAGGGGUUCGGCUUCAUCACCCCGGAAGAUGGCGGCGAGGACCUCUUCGUCCACCAGUCCUCCAUCAAGUCCGACGGCUUCCGCAGCCUCGACGAAGGCGCCACCGUCGAGUUCGUUGUGGGAUCCGGUGACGAUGGCCGCACCAAGGCCAUCGACGUCACCGGCCCUGGCGGCGCCACCCUCGCCGGCGGCUCACGCGGCGGCGGCGGCGACCGCUACGGCGGAGGCGGUGGUGGUGGGCGCUACGGCGGCGGCGGCGGCGACCGCUACGGUGGGGGUGGCGGCGGCUACGGAGGCGGCGACCGAUACGGCGGCGGCGGCGGCGGUGGCGGCCGUGGUUGCUACACCUGUGGCGAGGAGGGACACAUGGCGAGGGACUGCAGCCAGGGUGGAGGAGGCUACGGCGGUGGCGGUGGCGGCGGCGGCGGCGGCUACGGUGGACGUGGCGGCGGCGGCGGCGGCGGUGGCCGUGCUUGCUACAACUGUGGGGAGGAGGGCCAUAUCUCAAGGGAGUGCCCCAACAGGGCCAACUAGGCGCUUCAUCAUCUCGUCGUCAGAUCUGUCUCCCGUGUUUCGUUUUGCCCCGUCUUGAUUCUGCAGCAAGUCAUGCCAGUCUUAUCUGUAGUGUUCCCCGUCCUGCUCGAACGUGAAGUAAUGUGGAUGGAUCCUUGGGAGUAUGAGUGAUUUCCUGUUCUAAGUAAUUUCAUUAUCCUGUUUGAGACAGAAGCAAAAACUAUAUUCUAAAAGUAAAUUUCGAGCAAGUUUUUAGCCUUC